Messenger RNA from Striga hermonthica, 2304 nucleotides. NCBI's taxonomy places the organism in Eukaryota, Viridiplantae, Streptophyta, Magnoliopsida, Lamiales, Orobanchaceae. The record is from the annotation of a GenBank genome assembly.
AUGUCGAGCCUUAUCCCGGCACCCAAGCCUCACCCGUCGAUGGCCGAUAGGCGGCUUGCGCCCGUCUCGACCGAACACAAACCGAGUUACGAUCAGUUGGAUACGCCCGUCACGGAUCCCCAUAAGCCCACGGGCCCUCUUGCCCCGGGCCGGAGGGCCCGUGACCGCGGCGUACUUUCAUCAGACGAUAAUGCCCUAACCAAGCAAGUCGUCGCCACUCACGCACCCGACAUGGAGGACCUCGACGUUAGGCCCAUUCUCGCCAUUAUCGAGGAUAUCUUGCGCCUCGCAAGGCCCAUCUCCGCUCAUGACUCGACUUCUUCGGCAGCGGAAAUUGCAUCACACGUGUUGCCACAUGACGAAAAGUCCCUCCACCACUCCACUCACCGGCCUUCGGACGAUAAAGUUUUCCACACUCCCCAUCCACCGGUCGCCGAUCCCGAUGCAGAAAUCGUCAAAAUCCUCGCUUAUUCCAUCAACAAAGUGUCCUCCGAGAUUAUUAGCAAAUGCUCGGGUGGUGUCGAGACUCAUGCGGUCACCAUGGAACUCCUCAAGUCCCUGUCGAGCUACUCGUGGGAUGCUAAGGCCGUAAUCGUAUUUGCGGCCUUUGCCAUCAAUUACGGCGAGUUCUGGCUGGUCGAGCAGCUCCAGAAGACAAAUCCACUCGCGAAAAACAUCGCCGCCCUCAAGGACCUCCCGUCAAUUAUAGACCACGCGGGGGACCUGAAAAAAAGGUUCGAGGCUGUUCUUGAUUUGCUGAACCAGGUCCUCCGGGUCACACAUUGCAUCAUCGAGUUCAAGGAGCUGCCGCACAUGUACAUCAGCAGCGAGUCGCCGGAGAUAUCGGCGGCAACAGCCCAUAUUCCGACCGCCGUUUAUUGGAUCUUGAGGAGCCUGCUCGUUUGCGCCUCGACUCUCUUGAACCUGAUCGGCAGUGGCCAUGAAUACAUGACAUCAACGGCCGAGUCGUGGGAGAUACUGAACCUGGCACACAAGCUCUCGGUUAUAUUCGAGCACUUGCAGAAUCAGCUGAGGAAAUGUACCGAGACAAUCAACAAGAAGAAGGCAGAAGAUGCAUACUUUGCAUUCAGAAAACUUAUGGAGUCGGCUCAUAUCGACAACAUGAAAGUACUCAAGGCGAUGAUCAAAUCCCGAGAUGACCAACGUCCGCUCUUCGAUGGCUCAAAACGACUAAAUGAACGAAUAGAAGCCCUUCGGCUAAAAUACGUGCUCCUCCUAAUCUCGAACCUCGAGCUCCCUCAAGAAGAGCUCCACAUACUCCACUCCAUCUACAGCCAGCACCAGAUGAGGCACGAGUACGAAGUAUUAUGGCUGCCUCUCAUGGACCCCACCACGGCCCAGCUAACCCCGACUCAAGAGACUGUAUUCUACGACUUACGAAACAACAUGCCGUGGCAUUCGGUCGAGCACCCGUCACUGGUCGAGCCAGUGGCUGCGCGAUACAUUCGGGACGUGUGGGGUUUCGUGCACACGCCAAUGCUGGUUGUGCUUGACCCGCAGGGAAAGCCUGCCAACCUGGACGCCCUGCCUAUGAUGUGGAUAUGGGGAAGCUCGGCUUUCCCAUUCACGCGGGCCCGCGAGGGGGCACUCUGGGCCGAGAGCACGUGGAAUAUCGACCUGCUGGCCGAUGCCAUCGACCCGCGAUUCUCCGAAUGGAUUCGAGACAACAAGGUGAUUUGCCUGUACGGAGGGGAGGACAUUGACUGGAUCCGACGGUUCACCUUAUCGGCACGUGCGGUUGCCGGUGCUCUUCAGGUCCCUUUGGAGAUGCUUUAUGUCGGCAAACGCUACCCGAAGGACAAGGUUCGGAGGUGCCACGAAGUGAUUCACCGCGAAAAUCUGAGCCACAUUUUCUCGGUCGACUAUUACGACUACGUGUGGUUCUUUUGGGUUCGGUUGUGGAGCAUGUGGAACUCCAAGAAACAAAUAGGCAUGACCGUCGACAAUGAUAUCAUCAUGCAGGAAAUCAUGGACAUCCUCGCCUACGACAGUAGCGAACAAGGGUGGGCCGUUUUUAGCCGCGGAAAUUACGAGAUCACUAAGGCCAAUGGGGAGAAGGUGAUGCCGGUUUUGGACGGCUACGCAGAUUGGGGGUACAAAGUCGAUCAUCCGGACAAAUUUGUGCCAGUGCUUGACGAGCAACUACGGGGUUUCCACCCAGAGCACCACUGCAACCGCCUGAUUCUGCCGGGUCAGGCGGGAUACAUCCCCGAAAGGGUGGUGUGCUCUGAGUGCGGCAAGCUCAUGGACAAGUAUGUCAUGUACCGUUGUUGCACCGACUGA